AUGUAUAAAUACAGUGGUGUAUCCAUCAGUUCAAGGGUCCAGUCCAUCAGUCCUAGGGUCCAGUCCAUCAGUCCAAGGGUCCAGUCCAUCAGUUCAAGGGUCCAGUCCAUCAGUCCAAAGGUCCAGUUCAUCAGUCCAAGGGUCCAGUCCAUCAGUCCAAGGGUCCAGUCCAUCAGUCCAAAGGUCCAGUCCAUCAAUUCAAGGGCAGUCCAUCAGUCCAAGGGUCCAGUCCAUCAGUUCAAGGGUCCAGUCCAUCAGUCCAAAGGUCCAGUCCAUCAGUUCAAGGGUCCAGUCCAUCAGUUCAAGGGUCCAGUUCACCCGUCCAAGGGUCCAGUCCAUCAGUCCAAGGGUCCAGAUCAUCAGUCCAAGGGUCCAGUCCAUCAGUCCAAGGGUCAAGUCCAUCAGUCCAAGGGUACAGUCCAUCAGUCCAAGGGUCCAGUUCAUCUGUCCAAGGGUCCAGUUCAUCAGUCCAAGGGUCCAGUCCAUCAGUCCAAGGGUCCAGUUCAUCAGUCCAAGGGUCCAGUCCAUCAGUCCAAGGGUCCAGUCCAUCAGUCCAAGGGUCCAGUCCAUCAGUUCAAGGGUCCAGUUCAUCGGUUCAAGGGUCCAGUUCAUCAGUUCAAGGGUCCAGUCCAUCAGUCCAAGGGUCCAGUCCAUCAGUCGAAGGGUCCAUUCCACCAGUUCAAGGGUCCAGUUCAUCGGUCGAAGGGAAGAAUUCGAGUUAAAAACAUACCUGCACAUUGA
Ostrea edulis (European flat oyster) is the source of this 741-nucleotide messenger RNA. RefSeq lists its product as uncharacterized. NCBI's taxonomy places the organism in Eukaryota, Metazoa, Mollusca, Bivalvia, Ostreida, Ostreidae. The transcript has 2 exons. The record is from RefSeq and is a predicted model, not a curated record. The coding region runs from base 1 to 741 and encodes 246 amino acids.